AUGAAAAGGCUCCGAAUACUCCGAACAUGCAACAUUGCAACUCGCUCAAUGUUAUGGAAUCAUGGCUUUCUCCAAAGAGAAUAUUCAAAAUGUUUCAUUUCACUUCAACCAACUCAUAACUCUCAUCGAAAAAUUCAACCACCAAAUCAUCCAACAAAUAACCAUCAUGAAAAUCAUCACGCAGAAAAAUUAAACGAAUUACAUCAAAACAAAAUCAUUCCAUUAUUAAUUUCUCCAUUCCAAACAAAUCGAAUUUUAAAUCAACACUUGUUGUCUCUUGAUGCAAAACAAAUAUUUUUCGCAAAUGAUCAAACCCAAGUACAAACAUUGAUGAAUCAAUUAUUAUUGAAUCAAGAUGAAUGUUUGAAAAAUUGCACGAGUGGUAAUGUGAAUGGAUCCAAGUCGACCAUGAUUGUAUUUGAAGGAACUUACCAUAACAUGUUGGAAUUGUAUAAUUCAUUGAAGAAGAGACUUUCAGAACAUUUAAAUUCAAAACAAGAGCAAAAAAUUGACAAGAGUUUAAAAGAAAAGUAUUUGGAGAGUCACUUGUCAAAAUUGGAAUUUACUGAUAUUAUUUCUCGAUUUGGAAUUUUAGGUCAUUUAGAGUGGAAUAAUGAAAAAAAUUCAACGAAUGGAUCGAACACACCAUUGUCCAUAAAAACAAAGGUUAAACGAUUACCUAAAUUGGAUACUUUGAACAGACUUUUACAAUUUACGAUGGAAAAAGCUGAAAAAUUUGGUCCUGUAUUGAGUAGAUCGGACAUUUUCAUUCCAAUUCACUCUCUGCUUUCUUCCAUUAAAUCUAUGGAUCAAUGGGAGAAGAAGGGAAUUCAAAUAAGUCUAUCUGAACAUGAAAUUCUUGAAAUAUAUCCUCAAUUUGGAGUGUAUAGUCCAACAAGAAAAGAAAUAUUCUCAACAUUGGUACGAGAUGCUUGUGAUGGAUUUUUGAAAACUUCUCAAACAUGGAAGCAAAUGAAGAAUGUUAAUAUUAUUGAUAUUGGAUGUGGAACUGGAGUUUUUGGGCUGUUUGUGGCAAGAUGUCUUUCAAGGUUUCCGUCAAGAUCAAAUCCGAAAUUUAAUUUACAGUUUAUUGACAUUAAUGAGUGGGCAAUGGAAUGCACAAUGAAGAAUGUUAAAGUAUUUUCGAACAAAUUUGGAUGUCAUAACUUUCUGGGAACAGUGGAUUACUCGUUGAUGGAUAUUUCAAACAAGGAGGUAGUUCAACAAGAAAUUUUUCAGAAACUGGACUCGAGAAACUAUUCUUCGAACUCACCAACUCUGAAUUUACUCCUUUGCAAUCCUCCUUGGAUAUCCAUUUCUAAACAAGACUCUGAAAUCAUUCAACACAAGAGAGAACGUCUCAACAUGUUCAAGAAUGUCAUUGAUUUGUCAAUUUUUGAUACAGAGCACGAGUUUUUGGACAACUUCUUGAAUCUCGUUCAACAAUUUGUUGCAACGUCAUCUUUAAACAACUCACAAACCUACGGAAUGAUAUUGAUCAGUAAUGUAGGUCAUUUACUUGGUCUAGAAGAAAAGACCAUAUUGGAAACCAUUGAAAACAAGUGCCACCAGAAACGACUCAAAAUUGUGAGAAUAUUUACUUUGAGAAGAGAGGAUGACAAACAUCAUGAUGUAGAAACAUCUCAAAAACAUUCACUCUCUGUAAAAGAAUUUCUCGUCAACAAUCCUCUUGCAUCCAAGCGAAAGAAGUCUCCACAUCAUGAUGACAUUCAGCAAGCUAAAGAGAAUGAGGAAGUCUAUUGCAUAGUAAUUGGUAGUGGCUACUAG
Molecule: messenger RNA, 1788 nt
Organism: Naegleria lovaniensis
Lineage: Eukaryota; Heterolobosea; Eutetramitea; Acrasida; Naegleriidae
Exons: 2
Coding region: 1-1788 (595 amino acids)
Molecular function (GO): methyltransferase activity
Source: RefSeq, a predicted model, not a curated record